AUGAACGCAAUUUUCGAGAGGAUCCAAGCGAUCCAAGACUCGCUCUCCGACGAGGCUCUGGCGCCACUCAAAAGCUACAAGUACCAGAGUGUGGAUAAAUCCUUUAUCUCUAGAUAUGUCCUGAAGCACUACUGGAAUGCGUUUGUCGAACUCCUGCCGAUGUGGAUAGCUCCGAACAUGGUAACCUUAUUGGGUUUCAUGUUCAUUGUCGGAAAUGUGAUGCUCAUAGAGAUGUUGAUGCCUGACCUUGUGGGACCUGGUCCCUCUUGGUUAUAUUACAGCUUUGCUUUUGGCAUGUGGAUGUACUCCACGCUGGAUAACGUUGAUGGCAAACAAGCCCGGAGAACGGGAACGUCUAGUGGGUUGGGGGAGUUGUUUGAUCACGGCAUCGACUCCUUGAAUUGUACGCUUGCUAGUCUACUAGAGACUGCCGCGUUGGGCUUUGGCUCCACGAGUCUAGGCGCCUGGACAGCUCUCGUUCCUUGCCUCGCAAUGUAUUUCUCCACCUGGGAGACCUAUCAUACACAUACACUCUACCUCGGCUACUUCAAUGGCCCUACCGAGGGUCUUCUGAUCGCAAUUGGUUUGAUGGUGGCAUCGGGCUGGUAUGGACCUGAAAUAUGGUCUCGGCCGAUCGUCGAGUUCUUGAACAUCCCCCAGAUCUUUGGAAACAACUCCAUGAAGGACCUUUGGAUUCCCCUCCUUCUCUCAUCGUUCUUUUUGGGGCAUUUGCCUGGUUGUGUCUACAACGUCAUUUCUUCAAGAAGGAAACAGAAUCUCCCCAUAUCCCCAAUCUUCAAGGAGUGGGUACCAAUGAUCGUCUUCACUGGAUGCAAUAUGGCUUGGCUCUUCUCUCCUUAUUCGAGCAUAUUGGCUGAUAACCGCUUGGUGCUGUACUGUUGGACAAUCUCAUUCGUCUUUGGACGGAUGACUACCAAGAUCAUUCUUGCGCAUCUUCUGAGACAGCCAUUCCCUCAUUGGACAAUCUUGCAAACCCCUCUAGUUGGUGGUGCCAUUUUAGUGAACUUGCCCUGGAUUGGUCUUCCCGGGAUGAGCGCGUGGGUGGAGCUCCUGUACCUGCGGGUUUAUCUCCUCUUUGCCUUUGCCAUCUAUAUGUACUGGGCAUUCUUGGUUAUCAACCGGAUCACGACUUUCUUGGGAAUUAAUUGUUUGACGAUUCGGCGCGACAAGUCGGCAGCCCGAGAGCAGGCUUACCGUGACAUUGAUACUUCUGCUCCUGGCCUGAAAGCUCCAGACAGCAGAGAGUCUGCAGUCAUCCAAGUUCAAGAUGCAGACGAGCUGCGUUUGGCCCAAAUGGGUCACAAACAGGAACUGAAGCGCCAUUUUUCUGUUUGGAGCUUAAUUGGACUGGCUGCUAACUGUACCAUAUCCUGGACUGGGCUUGGACUUGGUUUGAUCACCUCCAUCAACGCUGGUGGGCCCGGUGCUCUUAUCUACGGAUUUAUCCUCGUUUUUAUCCUCCAGUGCUUCCUGGGCACGUCGUUGGCGGAAUUCGUCUCGGCUUACCCAGUCGAAGGUGGAAUGUACCACUGGAUCGCAGCUAUUGCCCCAAAGCGCUAUAACAGUCUCUUGAGCUUUCUGACCGGCUGUUCUACAGUCUUUGGCUGGAUUUUCACGGCAGCAUCAACAAAUUUGGUCUAUGCCUCAAACUUCAUGGCCCUAAUUGCGUUGUAUCACGAUGACAUUAAGCUCAAACCCUGGAUGACUUUUGUUGCAUAUCAGGUCUCGAAUGUCUUGACAUCUGCAGUGGUUAUGUUUGGAAAUCGUUACAUCCCGAGCAUCAAUAAGUUUGCCUUGGUAUACCUCCAGCUAGCAUGGUUUGUCAUCACGGUCACAGUGGCCGCGACAGCGCCCACCCACAAUGAUAGCAAGUUUGUUUUUCGAACCUGGAUGAACAAUACAGGUUGGGAAAGCAAUGUUAUCUGUUUCAUCACGGGCUUGGUGAAUCCGCUGUUUUCUCUCGGGGGAUUGGAUGGCAUUACACAUAUCACAGAGGAGAUGCCAAAUCCUGGGCGUAAUGCACCUUUGGCCCUAGCAUGCACCCUUAUUAUUGCUUUCAUUACUGGACUUUCUUACCUUCUCAGCCUCAUGUUCUCGGUGCAAGACUGGUCGAGUCUGGCAGACAGUCCAACAGGUCUACCACUGGCAGCGAUCUUUGGUCAAGCAACACAGAGCCGUGGAGGCGCUUUCGCACUGACAUUCCUUCUAUGGAUUGCCAUUGGGCCUUGCAUGAUUGGCUCACAGCUCAGCACUGGAAGAAUGCUCUGGGCUUUUGCUCGCGACGAUGGCCUUCCUUUCUCCAAGGUCUGGGCCCGAGUCAACCCUCGAUUCGGGGUCCCCUUGAAUGCACAAAUGUGUGUGGCAGUGAUCGUAAGCCUUCUGGGUUGUAUCUAUCUAGGAUCUACCACUGCCUUCAACUCCAUGCUUAGCUCUGCAACGACUAUUAACAAUCUCGCAUAUCUCGUGCCCAUCUUCACUAAUGUCGUGCUGAAUCGCAGCACGAUGCAUCGCGGCCCUUUUCGCCUCCCGCAUAUUGCAGGCAUGACCGUCAACAUUGUUACCGUUAUUUGGCUGGUCUUUGCCAUUGUCUUCUUCAGUUUUCCGUUUUAUAUGCCCGUGACCGCCUCAAACAUGAACUACACGUGCGUCUGUGUUGGCGGAUUCAUCAUUAUCGAGCUCCUAUGGUGGCUGAUCGCUGGCAAACGGUACUCGAAGAAUAUGCAAAAGGCAAGGGAGGAGGCGAGUAACGUGAUGGUUAGGGUGGAUAGCAAGAACUUGUGAUGAAGACAAUGAUCGUGCUAGUUAUUUUCGUGUUACUUUACUUCAGCCUCGGGAGUUCGCUGCGGAUAGUCUUUCUUUCCUUUUUGUCCCUUGCUUUGCUCUUGAUGAGGGAACUGCGACGAUAAUGACGGUGGAAUCAUGCUUACAAAGACUGCCACAGUAGUCGUCAAGAAAUACAAUGAAAUCAAUGAAACCCAUGAAACCAAAGCAAUGUUGCUUUAGGUGCAUGCAA
This is a messenger RNA of Aspergillus nomiae NRRL 13137, 3034 nucleotides long. RefSeq lists its product as uncharacterized. Gene Ontology annotation, cellular component: membrane. The record is from RefSeq and is a predicted model, not a curated record. Gene Ontology annotation, molecular function: phosphotransferase activity, for other substituted phosphate groups; transmembrane transporter activity. Bases 1 to 2802 code for a protein of 933 amino acids. The transcript is spliced from 19 exons. Gene Ontology annotation, biological process: phospholipid biosynthetic process; transmembrane transport. Lineage: Eukaryota; Fungi; Ascomycota; Eurotiomycetes; Eurotiales; Aspergillaceae.